Molecule: messenger RNA, 6005 nt
Organism: Galeopterus variegatus (Sunda flying lemur)
Lineage: Eukaryota; Metazoa; Chordata; Mammalia; Dermoptera; Cynocephalidae
Product: 25-hydroxycholesterol 7-alpha-hydroxylase
Exons: 7
Coding region: 1-1482 (493 amino acids)
Biological process (GO): bile acid biosynthetic process; cholesterol homeostasis
Molecular function (GO): steroid hydroxylase activity; oxidoreductase activity, acting on paired donors, with incorporation or reduction of molecular oxygen; iron ion binding
Source: RefSeq, a predicted model, not a curated record
AUGACCAUGAACAUCUUAAGGUUUGAGGAUGAGAAGUUUCUGGAGCAGCUUUUUCACUCCAUCGACAAGCUGAAGGGAACAUGGAGACCUGGCGAGCCUCCAUUGAUAAGAGGUUGGCUCCCUUAUGUUGGAAUGGCCCUGAAAUUACAAAAAAAUCCCUUAGGUUUCAUAAAAUCUCUUCAAAAGCAGCAUGGUGACACUUUUACAGUUCUCCUUGGAGGGAAGUACAUAACAUUUAUCUUGGACCCUUUCCAGUACCACUUACUAUUGAAAAGUCACAAACACUUAAGCUUUCGACAAUUCGGUAGUAAGAUAGUAGAAAAAGCAUUUGGUAUCAAGAGCUUAGCAAGCAAUGCUGACCUGGAUGAUGAGCUUCACACCUGCUAUCAACUUUUGCAAGGCAAAUCUUUGGACAUACUCUUGGAAAGCAUGAUGCAGAAUCUAAGACAAGUGCUUGAACACAAACUAUCAAAGACCACAAGUUGGGACAUGGCACAAAUGUUGACGUUCUGCAGCUCAAUAAUGUUUGAGGUCACAUUUAUAACCCUAUAUGGAAAAGUUAUUGCUGAUGACAGGAAAGACUAUAUCAGUAAGCUAAGGGAUGAUUUUAUAAAAUUGGAUGACAAGUUUCCAUAUUUAAUGUCCAACAUACCCAUUGAGCUUCUAGGAGAUGUCAAAACUGUUCAGAAGAGGCUUAUAAAAUGCUUAACAUCAGAGAACUUAGCUAAGUUACAAGGAUGGUCAGAAAUUGUUCAAAUGAGGCAAAACAUUUUGGAGAAAUAUCUUGUGCGUGAGGACUUUGAAAUAGGAGCACAUCAUUUAGCCUUUCUCUGGGCCUCUGUGGCAAACACUAUUCCAGUUAUGUUCUGGGCACUGUAUUAUCUUCUGCGACACCCAAAAGCUAUGGCAGCGGUGCGUGACGAAAUUGACCAUUUGCGGCAGUCAACAGGUCAAAAAAAAGGGUCUGGAUUUUCCAUCUACUUCACCAGAGAACAAAUGGACAGCCUGGUCUACCUAGAAAGCACCAUUCUUGAGGUUUUCCGACUGUGCUCACUUUCAAGUACCGUUCGUACUGUCCAAGAGGAUUUGGCUCUCAAUUCAGAGACCGGGGACUACUGUGUGCGAAAAGGAGACUUAGUAGCCAUCUUUCCUGCAGUCUUACAUAAGGACCCCGAAGUCUUUGAAGCUCCAGAGGAGUUUAGAUACGAUCGCUUUACAGAAGAUGGUAAGAAGAAAACCACCUUUUUCAAAGGAGAGAAAAAGCUGAAGUUUUACCUCAUGCCAUUUGGAUUUGGAGCCAGCAAAUGUCCGGGCCGAUUUUUUGCAGUUACUGAAAUAAAACAAUUGUUGAUUGUACUUUUAACAUGUUUUGAUUUAGAAAUAGUUGACAAUAAGCCUAUAGCACUAAACUACAGCCGCUUACUGUUUGGUAUUCAGUAUCCAGAUUCUGAUGUUUUAUUUAGGUACAAGAUAAAAUCUUAGAGAAGUUAAAAGGAAAGAAAAGAAAUCUAUCAAAACUAACCUAAAUGUCAUAAGCACAACUAUUUGUUUUUAAUUUCUGUGAAUGUAAUUGCUUUGUUUGUUUGUUUAAAAAGUGCCGAUUUCUAUUUGAUCUGAGAUCAGUUCAUUUUGGACUCGGUCACAGACCCUAUCAUAAAAUAAAACAGAAUGAUAGCAUGGAAAUGGACAUCAAAUUCAACUUAUUGAUAAGCUCAAAAUAGCUUAUUUUACUUUCUACCAUUGCAAUUUUCACUUGUUAUAGUAAACGUACCUUUACAGCAAUACUUGGCACUGUGGGAUUUUUUUUAAGUAACUCAAAUUCUUCUCUAAUGUGAAGAACACACUGUAUGUACUACUGAAAAAUUGUGCUGGCAAUGGACACCAUCUAACAAAUUUCAAAUUCUCAAAUGAGAGGAAAAUUAAAUUUCCAUGAGCUACACUGGCUGAAAAUGUUCCCUUCAAGUGUAAUAUCAAUAAUAUCUAUAUUGCCAGUGUACGUUUGCAUUAAAUGAGUUUUGCAGUAGAUUAAAUGCUUCAACUUCACUUCAAUAUUUAAUCAUCCAUAAAUGAUCUUUAUUACUUUGUAUACUAUGGCUCAAUGGAACAAAAUUUCUUGUAUUACAUAAGACCUCUCAUAUUCAAGUUAGAUACUGAUAAGGUAUAAUACAUAAGAAAACACAAAACCUAUUAUAUAUUCAGCAAUUGCCCUAGACAUUAGUAUUAGGUUUAUGAUAGGAGACAAUGUUGAAAUCAUUACAGCAUCAAUUGUAGUGUGUGGCUUUACUGUAAGCUAUAAGAGCCACUGUUGCAGUUAACCCUUUCCUGAAUGCUUCCACUUAUAUAAACAGAGAAGCUAUAUAGCAGUAUUUGUUCUUGACAGUUCACCUUUUGGACUUGGAGUUUAUUUCUGUUAUUUUGAAUUACAACAUUAUAUGAUGCAGUAUAAUUUUAUAUGACAGACACAGUGCAGCAUUGUGUCAGUGAUUCAAAGCCUUCUUAUAUCAGAUUACCCCUUGACUGGCAUAUGACUUAAAUCAUGAUGCAAUUUACAAAGAGGCAAGGCAGGCAAUAAAGCCCAGUUAAUUCAUGUUGCAUUAAUUGGAACUUCUAAUAUUCCAGAAAUUUGCUAUGGUGUUUUUAAUUGAUUUUCAAACUAACAUUAUAAAGUACUUAUGAUACCCAAUAAGUAAAUAAGAUAUUCUAGCAUUUAUUUUCUCCUUCCUGAAGUACAUGCUCCGAAUGUUCCUUUAGCGAAGGUCUGCUGGUGUAAUUUCUGAUUUUGCUUGAUUGAGGAUGUCUUUAUUUUUGCCCUCAUUCUUGAAGGAUGGUUUUGCUGGAGCACAAGGCUAGGUUGGCAGUAAUUUCCUCACACCACUUUGAAGAUAUCAUGUGUUAUUAAUGCUGCCAUCCUUGUUAUUCAGAGGUUUGCCAUUAGUCAAUUUGAUUACUCAGCAGGUAGUCUGCCUCUUCUCUCUGGCUACGUUAACACGUUCUCUUUGUCUUUGAUGUUCUUAGUUUCUGUUUAUCAUCUUGCCUGUCAAGCUGCUUCAUGAGUCUGAGAAUGGGUGUCUUUCAUCAAUGGAAUAUUCUUAGUCAUUCUCUCUUUGAGUGUUACCUCUCUCAGACUCUGUGUUAGAUCUUCUCACUCUGCACUCCAUGCUGUUUGACCUUUUCUCCCCAUAUUUUUCUGUUUCCAACUUACAUUCCAGGUAAUUUCUUUAGAUGUCUUUUCAGUUUCUUCUUCAUGCAGUUUAUCUUAUCUAUUCUUUAACUCAUCUAUUGCAUUUGUUUCUUCCAUUAUUUUUAUUUUAACUUUCAUUCUCCCUAAGAUGUUCUAAAUUUGUUAUGUUCCACCCUCAGAUCAGACUACUCUCUCCCUUCUGUGGGGUCUUCAUGAUUGAUUUUGAAUCAGGGUGCUAGCCUCCAGCCUGUCAGCCUUCAUUCAGGUUUUUCCAUUCCACUGAGUUUGCUGAGUUCAGUGGUUACAUUUCUCAGUUUCCCUGGUCAUUUUUGAUAAUAUGCUGUUUCUUCAUCAUACCCUUGAUAUCCUCUUUCAUUUCUUUAACUGUAUUAAGCAAACAUAUUUUAUAUUUUCUAUCUAAUAUUCCCAAAUCACUGGUGUUUUGUGGGUCUGAUUUUGUAGUUUAUUUUGCCUUUAACUUUUGCCUGGAAUGGCUUGUUCACUGAAAUCAUGUUCCUUGGAAUUUUAUCUCUGGAAAAUGUUUUAGACCUGGGUUUAAAGUUCUUUCCCCCAGAGAGAAUUUGUGUUUGCUUUUGUCUGACUACUGAUGCUACUAUUAAAUUCAGAUCACUUUAAAUUUUCUGCUUGAAUAUUAGAGAGGAGGGAGGGGACGCUACAUAGGUAUUGUGGGUUCUGUUCCUAAAUCAGGUAGAAUGGAAUCCUAUGAAUAGACAGGAGAGGUUUUCUGGGGUUUUUGUUUGUUCGUUUGAUUCACCCAAAGCCAAGGUUCAGACCGGCAAGUAUACCUACAGUCUUGCUCUGUGAAGCAAAGUUUCUUUCCAGUUCACCUACCAAAUAUGUUGGCUCUACAAGUUCUUGGCUUUAUGCAUUAGAAGUGUGUACAGGAACUUACAAUAGAAAGCAAGAAUAAGUAAAAUGGUUGAGAAAUGAUUAUAUAAAAGGAAUGGGCAGUAGAACUAAAACAAAACAAGAGAGUCUUAUGACAGAUUUAAAUCUAGUAACUAAAGAGUGUUUAUGAACAGAAAAAAAAUGUCACGGAUUAAUAAGUUAAAAGACAUGGAUUCUAGGUGUGACAGAAUUGGUUAUUUAUCAUCAAUGAGUCACUUUGCCUUUCAAUGCUUUAGUGUCUUCAUUUGCAAAAUAAAAAUAAUAUGGCCUUUUUGACAUCAGGGCUCAUUACAAGGAUUAAACACAGUAAUGUAUGAACUUAUUUUGAAAAGUAUAAUGCGGUAUACAAAUGCAAAGGGUAACAGAGAUAUUUGAACAAUGCUGUGCCUUUAAAAAAUCGUUCUUAUAUAUUUGUUAAGGGGAAUAACUUUUUAUAGUCAUUAGUUAAGUCAUUAUUCAUUAUUCAACCAAACAUUUAUUGAGCACUUCCUAUAUUCUUGAUACAAUGUGAUGCACUAGGUCACCCUUCCCCUUUAAGAACACAAUUUAUUUGAGAAAACAACACACACACACACACAACUAAUUUAUUAUAAAUGUAGUUGCAAGUAAUAAGUUCAUCUCUUUAAAACUAUUCUAAAAUUCUGAUUUAUCACUAGUACUAACUAGCCUUCCAUCAAUCAUUCCAAAGCAGCAUUUCAUAAUGAGAAAUCACUGUCUAUACUUAUGCACAAUAAAAACAUGUACAACAGGUAUUGUGAUAAUAUGAUAAAAAUAACCAAAACAAAAUGCAGUUACUGAGGCUCCAGAAGUUUUUCAAAACUGUGUUGUAUAUUGUGAAAACCCAUCUUUUAACUUUUACAGAUUCACCUAAAUUUCAAAUUAAAGGAAAUAAAUAAUUUAUACUCAAUAUACUGUUUUACAUCAACAACCCACAGUAAUGAAGCAUUCAAUUAGCAGAAACUAAAGCCCUAAAGGAAUUAAGAAAAAAGCUAUUUAUCACUAAACAAGGCAUUCUGAUAUGCAACCUAUAUGGGAACUUUUAUCUGCCAUGUUUUGGUUUCCCUGGCACACUUCAUUAUCUCAUUUCCGUUUAUCAUUAAGUUUUGGAUCACAAAUCUAAAGCAAAGGAACUUCCAUACUCAAAAUCUACACGGUUACUUGUGCUUAUUUUAUCAUAAAAAAUAAUAUGGCUAAUAUUUUCUGUAAGCAUUUUCUAGAUUAAGAGUGGAAUCUUAAAAUGCUUCAAAGACCAAAGCACAAAAUUCAUCUAAGUUUUGAUCUUAGUACAAAAGAAUGGCAAUAAUUGUGUAAACAAGAGUUACAUGCCACUACAAUGUGUACUUUUUUAACCUAUUAAAUUCACCAAUAUUGCAAACUAUUAUUUACUUGCACUGCAUUAUUAGGUAUUCAUAUUCACAUACUCAAUUAAGAAAAAGUUAGCAAGCCAAGAUUACAUUCCCUGUAGCAUUAUUUUAAAUUAUAAUGAGCGAUCACAUAAAACUCUCUUGCAUUUAUCUAAAGCAAUUACUACUUAUUCUACUUCAGUGUUAAUGUAAAUCAGUAGUCAUUGAUGUUUGAACUUUUUAGCUUAAAUGUUUAUUUUGGUGAUAGUGCUUUCUAGAGUAAAAUAAACUUAAUUUAUAAAAAAUUCAACUGCACAAUUUUAAGUGGGUGAUAAUUUGCCAAUACUUAUGUUUUAAAAUAUUUGGUAGAGAGAAAAGUGCUGUAUGUUAUAAAUGUUGUCUGGAAUUAUUUUUUCCAUAUUAUCUUUUGAUUUUAAAAUGGCAUAUAUGUGGAUUUUUGAGGAAGCAAGUUUUAAAAAGAUGUUAGAUAAAAAUGCAAAUAUUUCGCAAAUCUAAUAUUUAGUGUUCUUUUAUUUACAACAAAACUGCAAUAAAUGAACUUUUAAAGCACA